CCAGAGCUCCGCUUUAAAAGCAGACCAGCACACAGGAGCACCAUUAUCAAGCAGCAAAGACAGACACGAAGAGCAACUUCAGCUCCAGUCAGACAUCUGAACUCAAUUCCAUCAGCAGGAGCUGCAAGCAGAAGACUACAUUCCUCCUAAAGGACUAACUACUGAACGAGAUGGCCAGUGAUAGUCAGGUUGUGUUGGAUGUGGACACACCCCGGGUGAUGCUCGUACGUGAGAAGGCCACGUCUUCUUCAGGAAUUUGGAGAACGUGUGGCAUUCUGCUCGCUGUGGGUCUCUGUGCUGCUGCUGCUGUCUGCUUUUCUUUCAACAAGACGCAAAAUCAACCAGAUGAAACCCAAGAAAUCAAGCAUGCGCUGAGGCAGAUUUCCGAGACUGCAAAGGCUGCGAUUCAUCUCUCAGGUUCUUACAACUCGGAGUACUCGAACAAAUCUGUCCAGUGGAAAGACAACGCAGACCAAGCUUUCGCCUCAGGCCUAAAACUGGAGGGGAACGAGAUCAAGAUUCUCCAUGACGGCCUCUACUUCGUCUACAGCCAGGCCUCGUACCGUCUCAACUGCAAAGCUGAUGAUAAGGAUGCCGAGGGCCAGGUGAUGCACAUGAGUCACAGAGUGUCUCGUUGGUCUGAUGCCUAUGGCUCAUGGAAGCCACUGCUGAGCUCUACAAGAUCAGCCUGCAGGAAAACACUUGAAGAGAACCCCUCACACUGGUUCGGUGCUAUCUACCUCGGAGCCGCAUUCAACCUGGAGGCCGGAGACCGACUGCGCACCGUCAUGGACACCGAGCUGCUCUCUAAAGUCGAGAACACCGGCGGGAAAACGUUCUUCGGAGCGUUCUCCUUAUCCUAAGAUCUAACAUGUUGCCAUUUUAAAAGUUUGCAAUGGCUCCUAGAGAUGGACCCAAACUGAGGAACUGUUGUUUUAUAUUAAAACACACAUCAGUGUAAUUAAAUGUUAAUGGAACUGCUAAGUAAACUUUAGCAGUUCUCAAUGUUCCGCUAGAGACGGAACAGAUCAAGACGUAAAAACAGUCAGUGAGGACAGUGUUUUAAAACUGACUACAGGGAAAAAUGAAAUUUAGAAAAACAUUCAGAAAAUGAUGUAUGUAUGUAUUUAUUUAUUUAUAUAAAAUUAUUUAUUGACUUAUUUAUUCCAGGGACACAUAUUUAUUUUGUUAUUUAUUUAUAUGGUGUAAU
This is a messenger RNA of Neoarius graeffei (lesser salmon catfish), 1210 nucleotides long. RefSeq names its product tumor necrosis factor a (TNF superfamily, member 2) (gene tnfa). Gene Ontology annotation, molecular function: tumor necrosis factor receptor binding. Bases 171 to 863 code for a protein of 230 amino acids. Gene Ontology annotation, cellular component: membrane. Gene Ontology annotation, biological process: immune response. The transcript is spliced from 4 exons. NCBI's taxonomy places the organism in Eukaryota, Metazoa, Chordata, Actinopteri, Siluriformes, Ariidae. The record is from RefSeq and is a predicted model, not a curated record.